AUGGCCCCUCUCGUCUCCUCCCUGGCCCUGCGCACGCUCCGGACCCUGGUCCAGCGUCCCGCCGCCAUUAAAUCCACCUCCUGCUCCAUCACCACCCUCGCCGCCGCCGCUCCCCGACGACCUUUCCAGCCUGUUCUCCGCACGCCCACCGCAGUCGCUGCUGCUGCUGCUGCACGCAAGACCUCCAUCCCCUCUUCCUCCUCCUCCAUCCUCCGGCAAUUCUCCACCUCCCCGUUCCGCCAGGCUACCUACAACCAAGUGCGGCGCGGAUGCCGUGUUGCGCAGCGCGCACGUCGCUCCCGGUCUCCGGCGCUGAUCGGCCGGUCUCAGAUGAAGGGAGUGUGUUUGAAGACGGGUAUUACGAAGCCGAAGAAGCCUAACUCCGGUGAGCGGAAGACGGCGAGAGUGAGGUUGAGUAGUGGGAAGGUGGUUACGGCUUAUAUUCCUGGUGAAGGACACAAUAUCCAGCAGCACAGUGUCGUUAUGGUCCGUGGUGGUCGUGUGCCUGAUUGUCCUGGUGUGAAGUACCAUUUGGUUCGUGGUGCUAUGGAUUUGGGUGGUGUUGCUUCUCGGUUGAACAGUCGGUCCAAGUAUGGUACGAAGAAGCCUAAGAAGGACUAG
Molecule: messenger RNA, 621 nt
Organism: Aspergillus niger
Lineage: Eukaryota; Fungi; Ascomycota; Eurotiomycetes; Eurotiales; Aspergillaceae
Product: mitochondrial 37S ribosomal protein uS12m
Exons: 3
Coding region: 1-621 (206 amino acids)
Biological process (GO): translation
Cellular component (GO): small ribosomal subunit; ribosome
Molecular function (GO): structural constituent of ribosome
Source: RefSeq, a predicted model, not a curated record